AUGCAUAUCCUAGUCACCAACGACGACGGCCCUCCGUCAAACCAGUCCUCGCCCUACGUGCACUCGCUGGUUCAUUCGCUCCAAUCCGCCGGCCACACGGUCUCGGUCGUUCUUCCACACCAGCAGCGAUCAUGGAUCGGUAAAGCGCAUAUUGUCGGCGCAUCCGUCAAGCCUACUUAUUUUCGUCCGGGUACCCUCCACCAAGAAGAUGGCACAACGCAUCACCUGCCCCGGGGUAGUAACGGAGAACCAAAUGACGGUGACGAAUGGGUUCUGAUCGACUCGACCCCAGCAAGCUGUGUCCAGAUCGGUCUCUAUCACUACUUCCAAAAACGCGGUCCCAUCGAUGUCAUUGUCUCUGGUCCCAACUAUGGACGCAACACCACCGCGCUGUUCGCCUUGUCUAGUGGAACUAUUGGUGCAGCGAUGGAGGGCGCCUGCUGUGGAAAGCGCUCAAUUGCGCUAUCUUAUGCUUUCAGCUCUCGCAAUCAUGACCCUAUAAUUAUCGCAGAGGCAUCGCGCCAUUCGGUCAAGUUGAUUGAGUAUUUAUGCGCCAACUGGGCGAACGGCGUGGACCUCUACAGCGUCAAUGUCCCUCUUGAGCCCGGUGUGAGUGACAACAAGGUUCUUUACACCAGUAUGCUGGACAACAGAUGGUCUUCUGGAAGUUGUUUCCACGCUGCUGAGCCUACGUCUGCCGAUGACCCCGACCUGCAGGAGCAGCAGUUGCGCGAUGAAGGCGAGGUGACAGGCAAGACGCCUGAUCAGAGUGUCAGUAUCAGCGACAAAUCUUCUACUGGGCCAUCACUUGAGCACAAGCACUUUACGUGGGCUCCAAGCUUCCAGGAUGUAUACCGUAGCGUUGAAGAAAGCGAGCCCGGCAACGACGGCUGGGCUGUCAAGGAGCAGAUGACCAGUGUCACACCUCUCAAGGCCAAUUUCAUGCAUGCCCUCGGAAUCACUGGGGAGAUCAAACUAUCGGAUAAACAGCCUUCGCUAUACUCCAUCAUCGACUGUGAUGACUCCUACGUGCAAGAAAUGAUCGAACGCGCGAUUACCCGUCGUCUGGGAGAUGCGUGCAAGCGAGUCUCAUCUCUAGAUGACCUCCCAGAGAGAUCUGCGCCGCUUUUCCAGUACCGCGAGUAUGAACGCCUCGAAUUCGAACAUAUUAUCUCCAGACCCUCGACAUCUCUGGCCAAUGCGUACAUCAUCCGCAAGGCUUUGAUCCGGAAGCAUUACUUAUCGAACACGGUAGCAAACUGGAUCUCGAAGCACCCAGACAGCGUGCUCAAGAAGCACUUCAAGCCCGCCUUCGACUUCGAAUUGGAUUAUGCCGAAUUCCUCGACGAUGCCCUCCUCGAAGCAUACGAGCUGAACGACAGCCUAGCCAAGAAUGAAGAACGACCCGACUCUGAAAAAGAAUGGUGGAUCCUCAAGCCCGGCAUGAGUGAUCGCGGCCAAGGAAUUCGCAUCUUCAACAGCGAAGAUCAACUCCGCGAGAUCUUCGAAGAAUGGGAAGACCCUUCAGACGACGAAUCCGGAUCCGAGAAGGAUGUAGAUGAUGAGAACGAGGACGAGGGCGCCAGCGGUGCUCACGACACAGGCGUCGUCACUUCGCAGCUCCGCCAUUUCCUCGUUCAACCCUACAUCGACCCCCCCCUGCUCCUCCCUUCAUCCUCAAACCGCAAGUUCCACAUCCGCACCUACGUCCUCGCCUGCGGUUCUCUCAAAGUAUAUGUCUUCCAGGAGAUGCUCGCCCUCUUCGCCGCAAAGGCAUACUGUGCCCCGCACGAAGAAGAAGACGACGUCGCCGACUUAGCGCGCCAUCUGACAAACACCUGUUUCCAAGAAGGCGGCAGCUCAAACGAAGGCAGUGUGCGCCGCUUCUGGGAUCUGGAUCACCACGUCCCCGGUCUCUCUGCUAACUGGAAAGAGAAGAUCUUUGAUCAGAUUUGUGCUGUGACUGGAGAGGUGUUUGAGGCUGCGGCUCGGGGUAUGAUGAUUCAUUUCCAGACUCUGCCUAAUGCAUUUGAGCUGUUUGGUGUUGAUUUCCUCGUUGAUAGUGAUGGGUCUGCUUGGUUGUUGGAGCUUAAUGCUUUCCCUGAUUUCGCGCAGACUGGGGAGGAUCUUAAGGAGGUUGUUGUUGGGCGGUUGUUUGAGGAGAUGGUUGAUGUUGCUGUUAAGCCUUUCUUUGGGAUUGAAGAGGGUGGUAGUGGUGAUUUGAAAUUAGUUGCUGAUCUUGAUUUGGGCAGGAAGGCUUAG
Penicillium antarcticum is the source of this 2262-nucleotide messenger RNA. RefSeq lists its product as uncharacterized. The coding region runs from base 1 to 2262 and encodes 753 amino acids. NCBI's taxonomy places the organism in Eukaryota, Fungi, Ascomycota, Eurotiomycetes, Eurotiales, Aspergillaceae. Gene Ontology annotation, biological process: protein modification process. Gene Ontology annotation, molecular function: metal ion binding; hydrolase activity; ATP binding. Gene Ontology annotation, cellular component: P-body. The transcript has 4 exons. The record is from RefSeq and is a predicted model, not a curated record.